Messenger RNA from Zygosaccharomyces rouxii, 864 nucleotides. Its product is annotated as class I SAM-dependent methyltransferase. NCBI's taxonomy places the organism in Eukaryota, Fungi, Ascomycota, Saccharomycetes, Saccharomycetales, Saccharomycetaceae. Gene Ontology annotation, molecular function: S-adenosylmethionine-dependent methyltransferase activity. The record is from RefSeq and is a predicted model, not a curated record. Bases 1 to 864 code for a protein of 287 amino acids. The transcript has a single exon.
AUGUCUGCAUUUUCGGAAAAAGACUUCGACGCAAAAAGCUAUUCGAGCAGCAGACCUUCUUAUCCAGACGAAUUCUACCGAGUUAUAGAUGAAUACCAUGUGGGAGCUCGCAAUCGAUUGAUAGACGUUGGAUGUGGCCCUGGCGUUGCAACGUUCCAAUUAGCUGAUAAGCUGAAGCCAUUUAAUCAAAUUUUUGGUACUGAUAUUUCCAAUACAAUGGUAGAAAGGGCUAGGGGACGUAAGGGAGAGAAUUUUGAGAAAUAUGAAGGGGUAAACUUUGAAGUAUCACCUGGAGAUGAUUUCAGCUUUCUGAAAGGACCUGAUAAUAAAUGUGAUAUGGUAACAGCUGUACAAUGUGUUCAUUGGUUAGAUUUUGACAGUUUUCAGAAAUCUGUUGCCGCAGUUCUCCGUGAAGGUGGAACUUUCGUCAUUUGGGGUUAUGCGGACCCCAUCUUUCCCGAAUACCCAAAAUUAGAUGCCUUACUCGAUGAUUUCAGUUAUGGACCAGAUCAUCUAGGUCCUUAUUGGGAAUCGGGACGUCAGAUCUUGAGAAAUCUACUGAGAGAUCUUCAUUUAAACACUGAACUUUUCACAGAUUUUCAAGAAGCAUGUUUCAAUAUUGACUACAUUAGAUCUAACCAGACUGACCCUCUUCUCAUAAAAAGGACCAUUACUUUAGCCCAAUUUCAAGAUUACCUAAAAACCUGGAGCGCCUUCCAUUCUUGGAAAAAGAGUCAUUCACAGGAGAGAGACAUCACAGAGGGUUUUGUGGAUCGUGUUCAGCAACUAUACCCUCAUUUGACAAAGCGAUCAAAAUUUCAAGUGGUCUGGAAAUCCUUCUACAAAUUGUGCCGAAAAUUGUGA